UAUAAAGCAUCCAAAUUAAACUUGUUUACUUAAGUGAUAGUCAUGUGUCAAUCACUAUGUCACAGAACACCAAAAUGAUGUCACAUUUCCAAAAUGUCAGCCAUCUUGGCUCUCAAAAAAUUUUCAAUUCAGUCAGGACAGCUCCAAAACUGAUUAAAAAAGAAAGAGAAAAAAAGGCAGGAAAAACAUAAGGAUACAAGCUCCGCUAGGGCCAAGUUUCUUACCCACUGUGUAGCUGUGCAUUAUUUUCUUACAAAUAGUCGGGGUUCCACAUACCUUGCAAAAAGUCUUUCCUUCCAGAAAUGCUCGAUUGUAUUAAACACAUGACCACGAUCUGCAAACGAGGAAAACCAAUAUUUAUCAGUCCUCACACGGACUGUUAUAGCCGAAAAAAAUAUGGACGUAGUCUCUUUUUUGAGCUCGAAGAAAUUCUCGAAGUAGAUCCGAAAAUCGAGGCCGCUCGUUCCUCCUUUAUCUUCUAUAAAGCGUAUACAACGGGUGUAAAUGACAAGGUGACCAUAAAUCCACGUUUUGCUACCAUUACAAUAAUAAGACGCCUUCCAUUCGUCCACUUUCCCCAUGUUAGAGCGACUGUUAGAACCUUUCCGACACCUUUUCCCAUCAAAACAAGUCUCAAAACAAUGGAAUGAAACGCUGACAUUGAGGCCAGCGGUACUCAACUUCCGUAAAAUCGACAACACCCGAAAACUUUCCGAAGUUUGUCGAAGUUUUCCGUUCAUUAGCGGGAUAUCACUGAGUUGAACCAAAUUGUUUUUGCACUGCAUGUAACUACCAUCUGGUUUUUCUUUCUUCUUUUUCGUUUCGUUUUGCAGUAUGACUGAUACGACCUCUUACAGUGGAGAUGAAUAUACGGACGAGGACGAGGAAGAAGAAGAGGAGUUAGACCCUCGUGUACAGGACGAGCUUGAGAGACUGAAUGUGUCUGCCAACUCAAUAAACCAUUUGGAAGCUGAACUUGAUGAGGCCAGAGCUGUGUUCCGCCAAACCAUGGCUGCUGCAACUUAUCAUUUAAAUGCCCAGGCACAGAAGCUUGGAAAGUGUAUAGACAAGGCUCGACCUUUUUAUGAUGUGCUGAGAGAGAUGCGAAAGGCUCACUUUGAGUUACAAAAAGCAACACUACAGUUUGAAAAAGCAAACAGCAGGCAUGUUUAUGCACGGCAGAGAGUACAUGAGGCUGAACAAAGAGUGUUUGGUAGUGGAGAGAAAAGAGCAUUUGAUACUGCACUACAAGAAAUGCUUAACCAGGCAACACUUGAGGUUAACGAGGCUGAAAAUCAGAAGAAGGAAAGUUGGUUCACCCAUCAAAAAAUGUAUAAGUCCUAUCAGGAAAUUGAGAAAACCACAAAGACGAUGCAAAGCAAACUGAAAAAAUCUGUUGAGAAAGCCAGGCCAUAUUUUGUCCAAAAAGUGUCCUUCGAUCGGCAUCUUUGGCAAUUAAAAUUGAGGGUGGACUCAAUCCACAAAGGUCUCAGUGAAGCCAAACAGAACUACUCCAAGUGCUUGAGAUCACUGGAGGUCAUCAGCGACGACAUUCAUCAGAAGAGAAAAGACAAGAAAAUGCUAGCCAUGUUGGCAAAUCUACAAGAAAGAGAGGCAGGUGUCGGUGCAGACUCUGAAGACGAGACGUCCCUUGAUCAAAGUCAGCUCGAUCUUGAUCUUGACUGCAACUCGAGCCUUAGUGACGUUGAUGGAAUCCUACCGGCAAACCUCCCUGAAUUACCACCUCUCCCUGGCUGGGGAAUACAGAUGGCACCUGGGGCAGAGGGUCCAUCUGGCGCAAGUUCAUCUGCUGAUGGUGCUGCCGCGCAACUGGGAAAUACGUGCCUGGGGUCUGCGUCAAGAGUUACCUUGGAGAGGAGUGUAUCCGGUGCCGAGAGUACUGAAAGCGUUGAUUCUGAUUCGCGGGCGAGCAUUUCCGGAAGUGGCUCUUUUAAACGAGAGGUUUAUGGCUGUGAACAGGAAGACAGUGAAGUGGGCGAGUGUAGUGGGAACGACGUCCCGACUAAAGAAACCGAACAGAAUGUCGAAGUAUCAAACACCAUCGGUGAAUCCAAUGCCAUUGCGAUAACAACUUUACCUGAAACCGAAGGCUCAGAUGUUUUAGGAGAUGGAAAUAUUGCUAGCGAAAUUGUGAAUAUACCGGGAGAAAUUGCGUCACCCAUUAAUGAAACUGCAGAGGUUCCAGAACAAAGUGAGACUGAUACUACUACACAUCAAGGAGAUGAAGUUAAUGAAGACACUCAAACGAUGGAGUCAGAUAACUCUGCUUGUAAUCAGAACACACAGGGUCAAGAGUGUGCAAGCAGUGACUGUGAAUCAAAUAAAGCGAGCGACGAUCCUGUUCUGGAAACUGAAGAUAAACAAGAUUUUCCCUCGAAGGUUCAAGUAGAUAACAACAAUGCUAAUCAACGAGAACCACGGGAAGUUUCUGAUGAGACUAUUGCCGAUAAUUCCCUGGAAAUUGUCGCGCAAAUUUAAUGAAAGGUCUUGAAAGAGAAAUAGUGAGGAAGAAGAAAACUAAAUUGUUUGUACACUGAAGCAGUUACUUUUAGAGAGGUAAAAAAGUGGGCGUGAACAGGGCCCAUUCCACAAGAUUGAGAGCUUAUUGUUUCUGAAAUAUUCUGGUGUAAAGGUACUUGCAUUGACAACUUCCCUUUCAAAGACAAAACACCGUAGAAGGUAAAGACACGAAAAACCAAUUCAAUGCAAAACGUAAAUUACAUUUACCUGUAGUCAAUCCAAGCUGAUUGACUUCAUUUGUA
Orbicella faveolata is the source of this 2783-nucleotide messenger RNA. RefSeq lists its product as uncharacterized. Gene Ontology annotation, cellular component: cytoplasm. Gene Ontology annotation, molecular function: protein kinase inhibitor activity. NCBI's taxonomy places the organism in Eukaryota, Metazoa, Cnidaria, Anthozoa, Scleractinia, Merulinidae. The record is from RefSeq and is a predicted model, not a curated record. Gene Ontology annotation, biological process: intracellular signal transduction.